Messenger RNA from Chiloscyllium plagiosum (whitespotted bambooshark), 2790 nucleotides. The record is from RefSeq and is a predicted model, not a curated record. NCBI's taxonomy places the organism in Eukaryota, Metazoa, Chordata, Chondrichthyes, Orectolobiformes, Hemiscylliidae.
AAUUGUUCGGAGAGGAGCUGUCAUGUUUAGGACGCUAUCAGAGUGUAUAUUGGUGUUCAGAAGAAGGGCAAGGGGAGCGUGUGGGAGGAACUGGGCCGCAAUUCAGCCUCCGGGACAGCGGGUGGCGCUGUAUUCGGAGUUCAACGACGACUUGCGUCAUCAGCGUGCGACGGUGGGAGCGGGAGAACGGGCCCCUUGGUUGUACCGGUCCGUGUGAGAGGAUCAGCCCCGGCGGCUCACACAGAGGCCGCGGGAACAUGAUCCGGAACCGGAACCGAGUUUGCGGCGUGGAGGAGAUUAAAGCCAAGAGGCGGCAGCACGAGCGGGCUCUGAGGAAAGCACGCAAGGAAAAGCAGUUGGUUAGCAAAAGAUUGCCGAGGGGGCUGCAGGGCGAAGGAGAGGACGUGGAGAUCAGAGAGACUUCAGUUACUCGGGAGGAGGUUUUGCAGCUGUAUCAGAGGAUUCAGCAUGGGUCAGAUGAUCGUCUUGCUGCUUUACACUCUCUACGUCGAGUGCUGCACCUGAAGGAGGCACAGCAGAUUUUUGUCAGGUUUGAAAACAGUAUCCGUGUCCUUAACGGUCUCUUCACCAGCAACCUGGCAUCAGUUCAACUUCAGGCUGCCCAGUGUUUGCUUGAACUCUCUCACUCCGAUGAUCCCAGCGUCUCGCUUGUCUGUUUACCAGCAACACCCUACCUCCUGACGUACCUCUCCGGCCAAAGUGCCAAGUUCACGGAGCUGUGCCUGUACAUUCUGGGCAACCUGGCAGCUGAGAAUGAAGCAGUUCGGAGUCAGCUUCUGGUGCAAGGUGUGAUCCAAGCUUUGUCAGUUUGUCUGCAGAGCCGGUAUGUAAAUGUCAAGUGCUUGCAGAGCCUUAUCUGUCUCUUUCAGUCACCUCAUGGAGCUGUGGUGGAGGCUACGGCUUAUUUGCUGUCACAAAUGCUGCAGGCGAAGGAAGCAGGAGAGAAGAUCAUCCUAGCAGUCCUGGAAGCCAAUCUGACUCCACGCUUGAUUCGUUUGUUGGAUCUAGAUUCUGAGUUUGGGAUGCAGACCACUGUGGAAUGUGCCUGGUGCCUGCAUUACAUCGUGAGUAGUGGUGUAAGCAGUGAGUGCAUGAUCUCCCAGGGUCUCAUAAGCCAAGCUGUAAAACUGCUGAUUGCACUGGGAAGAACUGUUGAUUCAGGCACAACAGAUGGUGUGGAAUUGCUGAUCUACCCUGUGGCUCGGUGCUUGGGAAAUCUCAUCGCCAGUGAUGAACGACUGUGGUGCAAACGCCAAUUUCAUGACGGUGACUUGUUGCAGGCACUGAGUGUGUUCCUGCGUGGGUUUCUGCAGUCACGACCUUUUGUAACCCGGGAAUGCCUCUGGCUUCUUAACAACCUCUCAGCUGGUGAUAGACAGUUCUGCUCUGCCAUCUUACGUCAUAACCUGGUGCCGGUGUUCCUUCAGCUAAUCCCUUUCUCUGGUGGGAUAAAUACACUGGUUUUGAUGCUGUUGGGUAAUGUUGCAGAGCUGGGGCUUGAGUAUUGCGAGAAUCUGCAACAGCAAACAGGCUUAUUUCCUGCUCUCUGCACCACCCUCAGCACGGCUGACCCAGAGGUAGCGCGUAUGACACUGGAAGUGCUGAAUCUGAUAUUUUCGUAUUGUCAGCAGGCCUGUGCAAGAUUUGCAAAUCAAAAUGGAAUCUUGGCUCUUGAGAUGGUUCAGUAUCACAGUAACGAUGAAGUCAGACUGCGAGCCAACUUUCUAAUGGACAGAUACUUUGCAGACAAGAUUUAACAGAUGGCCAGCAUUAACUAUUGUUCUGGAAGUGUGUUCACAAUUUCCACAACCCUUCACAGGUGAAAGUAUUUCCUAAUUUCACUACUUAAAGAUCUACCUCUAAUAUUUCAGUUAUAUCCCUGAUCCUUGACUCCUCAAACAGCAGAAAUAGUUUCACUCCAUCUGUUUUUAAAAAUUUUAAAUCACCCAAUAUCCAAUGGAGCAAGAGGAGCACUGCAGUUUUGAGCAGUGUUUGCAACGAUUAGCUUAUGGAAGGUCAACUUGUUAACAUUUUAAAUGGGGGUGAGGUGGGGUCAUUCCUAAAUCUGGUGAACUUAGUUGAAAGCAAAAUAACCGCUAAUAUUGAAAUCUAAAAUAAUAAACUGGAAACUAAGCAAUGCAUCUCACUUUCCUCAAGUGGAAGGUCAGUGACCGGAAAUGUUCAGUGUCACUUACCUCACUCUCAUUCUGGCUCUCUCUCAUUUGCUUCCUUGCUUUCAUUCACAUUCUCACACUGUCUGGUUCUUUAAAAUUCCAUCACUACCAUACAUUCCAGUGUGGAGAUAUUACUGGAAUUAAACCAAUGAAAGUUAUAACAAGUCCAUUUGUGGUGGUUCAGAAGGUUGAUAGUUCAAAUCCCCAUUUUAGACCCUUGAACACCUAACCGAGCCUGACAGUUCCAGGGUCUCACAGGGAAUGCUGCAGUGCCUGAGGUGUAAUGUUAUGGAUGAGAUGUUAAACUGAGGUCCCAUCUGUCCUCCCUGGGUUAAUUUAAAAGACCAAAUGGUAUAGGCAUAGAAUUAGGCCAUUCAGCCUAUUGGGACUGCUACCAUUCAAUCAUCGCUCAUGUGUUUCUGAACCCCAUUUUCCUGCCUUCUACCUGUAACCUUUGAUCUCCAUCUAUCUUAUGAAUCUAACCCUCACCAAUUAUCUAUCUCUGUCUUAAAUUUGCUUAGUGACCUGGUCUGUACAACCUGUGGCCAGGAAUUCCUCUGGCUGAAGACAUUCUUCCUCCUCCGUUCUAAAGGGC